UCAUCUUCUCACGCAACGAAAUUACCAGUAAACAGCGAUAGAUUUAUAGAUCCAAUACUUCUUCGAUUCUCUCAGCUUUCCCUCUUCCAAACUCUGACCUAGAUUUCCAUUUCGAAGCUCCUCAGCUCCUUCUGUACUCCAAUGGCGACCGAAGAACUACCCAUUCUUCCCGUCGAGCCCGCUCCCGAACCGUCCCCCACCGAACAGGUCGAGGAUAAACCGGCCGAAACCAACACCGGCAAGUCGAAGAAACCCAAGGAGCCCAAAGCCAGAAAGCCUGCCGCUCCGAGGAAGCCCCCCUCGCACCCUCCUUACGAAGAGAUGAUUAAGGACGCGAUUGUGUGUCUGAAGGAGAAGACAGGUUCGAGUCAGUACGCGAUCGCUAAGUUCAUCGAGGAGAAGCAGAAGCAGCUUCCACCGAACUUCAGGAAGCUCUUGCUCUUCCAUUUGAAGAAGCUUGUGGCCGGCGGGAAGCUCGUAAAGGUGAAGGGAUCGUUCAAGCUUCCUGCUCCGAAGCCGGCAGCGUCUGCAGUGGAGAAGAAGAAACCGGCAGCGAAGCCAAAGCCGAAAGCUAAGCCUUCGAAGCCGAAGACUAAGGAGGUGAAGACGACAACUAAGGCGCCGGCGAAGGGUAAAGCGCCGGUGAAGCCUAAGGCGGCUGCUAAGCCGAAGCCGAAGCCAAAGCCAAAGGCGGCUGCAAAGCCCAAGGCUGCUGCUCCAAAGCCCAAGGCAGCCCCGACAAAGGCGAAGCCUGUGGCAAAACCGAAGCCCGCUCCAGCUAAGGCAAAGCCAGCUGCGAAGCCGAAGCCGAAGGAGAAGCCGGCUAAGGCCUCGAGGACGUCGACGAGAACCUCUCCCGGUAAAAAAGCCCCACCUCCUAAGCCUGCGGCGAAAAAGGCUCCGGCGGCGAAGAAAACUCCGGUUAAGAGUGUGAAGCUGAGGAGCGUGAAGUCGCCGGCGAAGAAAGCUACAACCAGGAGGGGAAGGAAGUGAGAGAGAGAGGGGGGGAGCUUAGUUGUAGUAGGGGUAGUCUUGUAAAUUUCUUGAGCUUUGAGGGUGUAUUUAGAUCCAUAUAUGCCCAUGGAAAAGAAAUAUUUUAUUUUUAUAUUGUUAUUUGUAUUUUUCUUCUUUUUCGAGACAGUUUCAGAUGUACUAUUAUUCAGUUAAGUGGAUUCCGAGAAAUCAAUUCCGAGCUUGAUGUA
Alnus glutinosa is the source of this 1202-nucleotide messenger RNA. RefSeq names its product histone H1-like. The coding region runs from base 142 to 993 and encodes 283 amino acids. The record is from RefSeq and is a predicted model, not a curated record. Gene Ontology annotation, biological process: chromosome condensation; negative regulation of DNA recombination; nucleosome assembly. NCBI's taxonomy places the organism in Eukaryota, Viridiplantae, Streptophyta, Magnoliopsida, Fagales, Betulaceae. The transcript has 2 exons. Gene Ontology annotation, molecular function: structural constituent of chromatin; double-stranded DNA binding; nucleosomal DNA binding. Gene Ontology annotation, cellular component: nucleus; nucleosome.